AUGGAUAUCUUGAAUUCCACAUUGGGAAAUGGCUUUCUCUUGGUGAGCAUUCUGGAUGAUAGUGGCGCUCCUGAACUGCUCUGUGCCACAAUCAUGGCCAUGUACUUCUUGGCCCUGACCAGCAAUGGACUGCUGCUCUUGGUCAUCACCAUGGACACCAGGCUCCACGUGCCCAUGUACCUCCUUCUUGGGCAGCUCUCUCUCAUGGACCUCAUCCUCACAUCAGUUAUCACUCCCAAGGCUGUCAUGAAUUUCCUACUUAGAGACAACACAAUUUCCUUUGGGGGUUGUGCCCUUCAGAUAUUUCUAGAACUAGUGCUGGGUAGUGCAGAGGAUCUCCUUUUGGCAUUCAUGGCCUAUGACAGGUAUGUGGCCAUUUGCCAACCUCUGAACUACACAACCCUCAUGAGUUCUAGAGUCUGCUGGCUCAUGGUAGCCACAUCAUGGAUCCUGGCAUCCAUGAGUGCACUAGGAUAUACCACUUAUACUAUGCAGUAUUCCUUCUGCAAAUCCCGACAGAUCAGACACUGGUUCUGUGAAAUUCCUCCCUUGCUGAAGUUGGCUUGUGCUGACACCUCCAGAUAUGAGCUCAUGGUUUAUCUGAUGGGUGUUAUCGUGUUACUUCUCCCUCUUACUGCCAUCCUAGCCUCCUACACUUUAAUUCUAUUUACUGUGCUCAAUAUGCCAUCAAAUGAAGGUAGAAAGAAGGCCCUGGUCACCUGCUCUUCCCACCUGACUGUUGUUGGAAUGUGGUAUGGUGGUGCUUCAUUCAUGUAUGUCCUUCCAAGUUCCUUCCACAGUCCCAAGCAAGACAACAUUAGCUCUGUUUUCUACACAAUUGUCACUCCCGUUCUGAACCCCCUCAUCUACAGCCUGAGGAAUAAGGAGGUCACUGGGGCUGUGAAGAGAGUCCUAGGAAAACACCUGUUAUCAGCCUGCUCUAAGUGCUAG
Molecule: messenger RNA, 951 nt
Organism: Nannospalax galili (Upper Galilee mountains blind mole rat)
Lineage: Eukaryota; Metazoa; Chordata; Mammalia; Rodentia; Spalacidae
Product: olfactory receptor 2AG2-like
Exons: 1
Coding region: 1-951 (316 amino acids)
Biological process (GO): G protein-coupled receptor signaling pathway
Cellular component (GO): membrane
Molecular function (GO): olfactory receptor activity; G protein-coupled receptor activity
Source: RefSeq, a predicted model, not a curated record